GGCGAUGCCUGUCUCCAUGCCCGCGGCCGUGAAGCAGACAGCAGAGGCUGAGGACCAGGACGAUGUCAAUGUCAAUGUCCAGGAUGACUUGGAGAAGCAGAAGGCCAGUCACCAGGCCAGAAUCAACGGCAAUGCUGAAGCAGAGCUGGAGAACUACAUCAAAUUUGUGCCGGUUGUGACCCGGCAAGAUGUCAAGGCGGUCUUGGAUGCGCUCAACCCGGUGUUAAAUGGCAUGGUGAACAUGGGGCAGUCGGAGGUCUGCCUGUACUGGUUCGACAACUGCCAAUUGGCGGAGCCGUCCGAAGCGUACGCGUUGUCCCAUAACAUUUUCUCCCGCGCGUCACCAUUCAAGAAGGCCGAGUUCGCGUCGUUCGUCAAGACAUACCAGUCCAUGACCUCGCAGGCUCCCCCUGCGCAUGCCCUGGUUUGUUUCGAUGAAGGGAGCCCUGCAGCGAGCGGCUGUAUCAGUGCGGCCCUGAACAAGCUGAAGGACCACCAUCGAAUGGAGCUGGAUCUGCUCCCAACUCAGGCGCACCUGGAGAAGCGUGCCGCGUUCAAGAGUGGUGCUCA
Messenger RNA from Symbiodinium sp. CCMP2456, 570 nucleotides. The record is from the annotation of a GenBank genome assembly. NCBI's taxonomy places the organism in Eukaryota, Dinophyceae, Suessiales, Symbiodiniaceae.